Chanos chanos (milkfish) is the source of this 1056-nucleotide messenger RNA. RefSeq names its product chemokine XC receptor 1-like. Lineage: Eukaryota; Metazoa; Chordata; Actinopteri; Gonorynchiformes; Chanidae. The record is from RefSeq and is a predicted model, not a curated record. Gene Ontology annotation, molecular function: C-C chemokine binding; C-C chemokine receptor activity. Gene Ontology annotation, cellular component: membrane; external side of plasma membrane. Gene Ontology annotation, biological process: cell chemotaxis; G protein-coupled receptor signaling pathway; immune response.
AUGGGGGUGGGGCAGGGGGUGAUCGGUAUUCUCACAAACAGUAAAACGUCUGCAUUUGAAUACACACAUGAUUAUGAGGAUGAGAUCUGUCGCAAAGAUGAAGUUAUCAAAUUUGGAUCUAUUGCAAUUCCCUUGUUCUACUCUGCUGUCGUCACCCUAAGUUUCAUUGGUAAUGUAAUGGUUAUCGUAAUUCUUGUGAGAUAUCAAAAUCUCAGAUCCCUCACAAACAAUUUCAUCCUAAACUUGGCUCUGUCGGAUUUAAUAUUCACCGCUGGAUUGCCGUUUUGGGCUUGGUAUCUCAUCUGGGGAUGGACAUUAGGCGAGACAUUGUGUAAAGCUGUGAGCUUUGUUUUCAACGCAGGAUUUUACAGUAGCAUACUGUUCCUCACACUGAUGACCAUUCAGCGAUAUGUAGCAGUCGUUCGUCCUCUGGCUGAGCGAAGAGAGAGAAGAUUAACCGUCAUCAGUGCUGGGUCCAUUCUUGUUUGGGUCCUCAGCGCCUCUGCGGCCACUCCAGCUUUGGUUUUCAGUAAAGUUAUACCGGACCCGGAAUUUAAAGAAGCCAGACUUCAUUGUGAGUUUGACAGUAUUGAAAUAAGACAUAUCAUGACUUACGUGCAAAACAUAUUUUUCUUGGGUUCUUUUUCCAUAAUAGGAUUUUGUUACAUAAAAAUACUACGUACAGUCUUGAAGUCAAGAACCAAGAAAAGACACAAAACUGCUCGACUGAUCUUCACUAUCGUGAUGUUGUUUUUUGUUGGAUGGGCGCCGUAUAAUAUUGUUCUUUUUUUAAAGACGUUGAGCGAUCGACAGGUGUUCGGGUUAAACGAGUGUAUUGUCAGUAACUCUUUGGAUUACGCACUCUUCGUUUGCCGGAUGCUUGCCUUCUCUCACUGUUGCCUUAACCCGGUUUUCUAUGCCUUGUUGAAAUUUCGAGAUCACUUGAAAUUAACUCUGCAUAAAAUUUCUCCAAGUCCACCUUGUAAGGACUCUUUCCAUUCCAAGAUGGCUAACUAUACACUGCUGGGGGUCCUUCUGCUGACUGACUCAUUCUGA